AUGCGUCUCGAUAAGAAGGAAACGGAAAAAGAGGAAUUCCACAAGUGGAAAAAUGCAAUCACUGUUAUUGCAUCUAUCUUUCCUAUUGUGUUUGCCUCCAUUGUCGGCCGUAUGGUCUUUGAAAGUGCACGAUGGAAAUUGGAGAAAGGCACCACACUCGACCUUCUUGAGCAACUGAUCGGUAGUCGAACUGUCGGAUCAACUUUCACCACACAGAUCAAUCUUGGCAAAUUCAACAUUCUUGGCCUCGUACUUCUCCUCAUCUGGGCAUUUUCGCCACUAGGAUCUCAAUCCGUACUUCGAAUGCUGGACUCUCGACUCGAGCGAGUCACUACAGACUCUGGUGUGGCUUACUUCUCAACCGACGCCGUAUCCCAACUUGCAUCCGACUUACCAAACACCCCGGAAAGCGGAGAAGGACAAGCUAUAUCUUCCGGCUAUAUGAAGGCCAUGUUCACAAGUCUUUUCAUUACAUCUGUAGCCAGCAAGUCAGACCCUAUGGACCUUUGGGGAAACGUCAAGAUUCCAAACCUUGCCAUCACUAUUAUUUGGUGCUUUUCGAGGCGUAAAUCCCGAAAAUCAAGCUACCUCAGCCUCGAAUGUUAUAACUUGACUAUGUCCAAUACCAGUUUCUAUAUUCCUUGGAAUUGGACAAAUCCGCCUACUUGGGGAGAGUACGAACAAAAGCUCAACGGUACUUGGCAUGGAUAUAAUGAUACCAACUUGCAAACGCCAUGGGCUAUGGCAGUGGAUCGCUUCGUUGAUCCGUACUGGGCCUCAACUGAUAAUCUCACUGACCGUUUGGGAGAAUACGUUUUGGGCAAGAGUUACUAUGGUCGUCCAGUUCUUUUCGAGAACGAGACAGAUCUCCAUGUCAAGCCUUCGAGACUUCUCUUCAACUCAAAAUUCAAACUUUGA
Molecule: messenger RNA, 918 nt
Organism: Fusarium poae
Lineage: Eukaryota; Fungi; Ascomycota; Sordariomycetes; Hypocreales; Nectriaceae
Exons: 3
Coding region: 1-918 (305 amino acids)
Source: RefSeq, a predicted model, not a curated record